UACAUUGUGUAAAAACUGAGACUAUCAUACUAUCUAAAUCUAUCCUAUUGACACGCCAUCUUUACAAAAUGCUUCCAUACGUUUAAUGAAGUACAAUUUAUGAAUGGAACAUAGGUUACGUUUUCAUAGAGAGCGUUUGAUAAUUUAGUAUUGUCUCAGUGGGCGUUACAUCGACCAGAGCUGUCAGGGCUCCCAUUGGCGCAAGAAUACGUCAAUCUCGGGUGGCUCAUGGUAGGUUGCAAAGCAGGUGAAGUCUUGACUGUGGCUCACAGGGCAACAAGCAGCAGCGUACUCCUCCCGAUGGAUAUCAAUGGUGGAAUAGGCUACUUAUCCAUUCAGGGACAGGUCUGAGAGAGACCAUUAUUGGAGCUUACAUGGAGAGCUGAAACCGAAUAUGACGUUAACGUCCUUAAUGAUGUACAUAUCGUCGGUUAGACUAUUUACUUUAUGUGUAUAUAUCGGAUUUUCUACUGCUGCACCUCGCAUCAGUCAACACGAUGCGUCGCCUAUCUCCAGGAUCCCCGGCUCAGCCUCCGACACCUGGGAGACCUUCCACACCGACAUGCCUCGUACCUUACCCGAGAGGUUUGCUCCUGGGCCUCAAAGCGGAAUCACACCGUCACCUGCCAUUGUUCCUACCGGCCCGACCACCACUGCUAACCCUGUCACUAAAAUUACGAGCAUCUUCCAGCUUCCUACAACGAACCCGACCACCACCACCAGUACCGGCGCUACUUCCAUCCUUGAUACUGGAAUAAUUUCAGAUACUAAAGAGCAAAUCAUAGCGCCAAUAUCCAGAGUAAUCGGCGCGCGCAAACGAUCCAUCGAUGCACAAACAUCACUUUUUUCGCCGGCGAAAAUGCUGCAGACCAUGGUGUCCAUGGUCUCCCAGCGCACGGCAAACGAUGCCUGGGCUGCAGAUAAUAUUGGCACAUCUAUUACCUCAGUAGAGAACAGUCAAGAGGGAAUUUGUAACUGCAGCAGCGGUGCUGAAGGGAUUUUGGAUCCAGAUGAUUGUGAACAGGGCACAGGUCAGUGUUUGUGUCUGGCGGGCUACAGCGGUCUGCAGUGUGAGGACUGCGAAGAGGGAUACUUCACCAAUGGCACCAGUGGCUGCUUGCCCUGCACCUGCGACUCCUUCGGCGCAGUGAACCACCUUUGUGACAGCUCAGGGAUAUGUGUGUGCAAGACAGGAGUGUAUGGACCCAAGUGUGAUGAGUGCCACCCAGGUUUCUUCCACUUUAGCAGCACUGGCUGCCGGCCCUGCGCACAGUCUGGAGUGUGUCUGAACUGUGAGGACAACACCCAGGGUUCCAACUGUGAAGAGUGUAAGCCCGGGUUCUAUCGCAGCCCCAGAGCUGCCCUGACUGGAGCCUGUGCACCGUGUCCCUGCUCCACCUCCACCUCCACCGGCACCUGUCGCACCGAUCCCAGUGGCUCCGCAGUGUGUGACCAGUGCCUUCACCUGUACAGCGGCCCUCAGUGUGACAAGUGCAGUGCCGGCUUCUACAAAACCUCUGGGACUUGUGUUCCAUGUGACUGCAGUGGGAAUGCAGACCCUCAGCGGCCCGCCCAGCUCUGUCAUCCCGACACCGGCCACUGCUUCCACUGCAUCAACAACACCGCUGGCCCCCAGUGCCAGCUCUGUGCACCUGGAUUCAUAGGGGAUGGCCGGGCACAUAACUGCACUCGCUCAUCACGGCGGCUCAUUCCCACACCAGCAGAUACAACUACACCAGAGGCCCUCGUGUCGAAUACAUCAUCCCCCUCCACGUCUACCACCAGCACUACUUUGAACUCUGCCAUAGCAAGACGCAUCCCGGCGUCCACAUCCAGCAGCAACACAAGCACUUCCCUGAGCGCCGCUGCCACCACCCAGGCCCUGCUGACCAGCCUGAGCAGCCCCACCGACAACACCACAGCAGCCCUGACAGAAGUCUCCUGGACACAGUUCAACAUCAUCAUCCUGGCCGUCAUCAUUCUGGUGGUGCUGCUGCUGCUGGGCUUUGUCGGAGGUGUGUACACCUAUCGGGAGUACCAGAAUCGCAAGCUCAACGCCCCUUUCUGGACCAUUGAACUGAAAGAGGACAACAUCAGCUUCAGCAGCUACCACGACAGCAUCCCCAACGCUGACGUGUCUGGCCUGCUGGAGGACGAGGCCACCGAGGUGGCACCCAAUGGCCAGCUGGCACUGACCACGCAGGGCAACUGCUACAAGGCUUAGCACUCCAUCCAUCCCCAAACUGGACACCUAGAUUACAGAUGACACAAAGCUGCUGGAAAGUAUCCAAAGCUCCUUCAUGUAUGACUGCUUGUUGUUCCCCUGCUUGUGUGCAGCACUUCACAGCACUUGGCAAUCUGACAAUGAGAUCAAGCAGACGUGAUCAAAGAUAUGGAAAAGACACGCAGACUUUCCACUGGAAACCUUUUCCAUUUUUAUAUGAUUUGGUGUGGAAGGGACGAUCAGUGAAAAAGGUCCAAAGAAACAAGUGUUUUGUCUGUGUAGAUUAGUUAGAUAAUUGGCAUAGUGUGAGAAAGGUGCAAAACUUUCACUUUUUCUGAAACAGUGAUCCUGACACUGGCGAGAGUCUGGCUUACAGGAGCCUAGCAUUUCAGAUAUUUUUAAGAUGAACUUUUGACUGUCUAAGUUAUAACCAGAUCACCUGGACAGUGAUCUUACACUGAGACGAUUGUUAUUUAAUGAUUUUUUUAUUCAGUUCUUAUUUAUUGGUUGACGUUUCAUUCUAGUGAGAAAUGCUGCACGUGUGUAAUGCAUUUACUCAUGGUGUAUUAUCUCACCUUACCGGUACCAUGUUGAAUGGUAAUUUGAACUGGCCAUUAUGUUUUCGUGUAUCGUGUUUCUGUUUUGGAGAGAGUCAUGGGAAGGUGAAAGCUGCUGACGCAAGUGUUUUUAUGACCUCUUUUUUUUUUUUAAAGCUUCCUGUCUUUUGUUCAAACGUCCCAGCUCACCUGAAGUAUCUUAGAGGAGUGUUUCUUUUAAAGAAACUACAAGUACCACAUAUAAAAUCUUAUUUGGCACUACUACAAGGCACUUACUCAUACUAGGCUUGCAUAAUCUUCUCGUAAUCUAAUCUUUGUUGCCUACCUCAACAAAAGCUGAAUCAACCACUCAUAGAUGUUUCACAUGUAUGUAUUGUCUGGAGAGGUUGGGCUCUGUGACUCACUCUCUGAUGACACGACCAUUUGAUUUCUAAAAUAUAAACAGUACUCUAGUAUUGAUACGGUUGUUAUUAAGUGAAACCAGCCUGCACAUGGUUAGCUAAAUUCCUCAGCCUAUGGGUCAUUGCUAUUGCCUACAGACAGGUUGCAUCACGUAGCACAGCGAGUUGCUGUCAAACUGAUGCAAUUCAAAGCUUCACACUUGCUCGUGGACACGGAUCCCAUGUCUUUCUGUGUUGUUUAGGCUACCAUUGGUUGGGUGUGCUUCUUUUUAUCAUGGUGAAUGAGUAAACUUAAAUAUGG
Messenger RNA from Monopterus albus (swamp eel), 3483 nucleotides. Its product is annotated as multiple epidermal growth factor-like domains protein 9. Gene Ontology annotation, biological process: tissue development; animal organ morphogenesis. NCBI's taxonomy places the organism in Eukaryota, Metazoa, Chordata, Actinopteri, Synbranchiformes, Synbranchidae. The record is from RefSeq and is a predicted model, not a curated record.